Molecule: messenger RNA, 2415 nt
Organism: Trichoderma atroviride IMI 206040
Lineage: Eukaryota; Fungi; Ascomycota; Sordariomycetes; Hypocreales; Hypocreaceae
Biological process (GO): positive regulation of transcription by RNA polymerase II
Molecular function (GO): DNA-binding transcription factor activity, RNA polymerase II-specific; RNA polymerase II cis-regulatory region sequence-specific DNA binding; protein dimerization activity
Source: RefSeq, a predicted model, not a curated record
AUGGGUCGAAGAAAAAUUGAGAUCAAGGCCAUCAGGGAUGAUCGCAAUCGCUCUGUGACUUUUCUCAAGCGAAAGGGCGGCCUAUUCAAGAAGGCCCAUGAGCUCUCCGUCUUGUGCUCCGUCGAUGUCGCUGUUUUCAUCUUUGGCAACAACAAGAAGCUGUAUGAAUACUCCUCCGCAGAUAUGCAGCAUCUCAUCACCAAGUACCAAUAUCACGGCGGUCCUAAUGAGCACAAGGGCCCUGCCGACUUCAACGGCGGCGGAAACGACGACGACGACGAUGAGGACGGCGAUGGAACGCCCCCUCGAGCCCCCGACGGAAUGGAAGCUCAUAUGAUGCCUCCCCAUUUCCAAGGCCAACCUCAGUCCUUCCCUCCUCAUAUCCGCCAUCAGACAGCUUCAGUGUCGCCUCCCAUUCCCAACGGCGUGCCUUUCCAAGGCCAUCCUGCCCACCUCCAGCGAAGCCACACGCCGCAACCUGCCGUCCCGUCACGGCCCGGCUCCAGAGGAGAUAUGCGGCGCAUGGGUCCCGGCAUGAUGUCCCAGCCUGUCGGCCCCCAUGGACCUCAUCCGGGAAUCACAUACAUGCCUACGCCUCCAAUCUACAACCCUGCUGCUGGUAACCAUUCCAACUUGAUGCCGCCCCAGCCUGGCCCUUAUCCCUUCCAACCACCACAGCAACAGCAACAGCCAUAUAUGGAAGAGCGGCGACCGUCUGCGCCCCCGGCCUUCAAUGCUCAUCCGCCUCCCCAGCCCCUGGCAGCAGGCCCCCGUCCUGAGCCCUCUCCUCCUCAGCCGCCUCAUCAACUAGUCCCUCCGCACUCCAUCCCUCCUCACAUGACUUCACCGCAGCCAUCACGACGUCCCUUGGACCCGCAACCUCCUCCACCCGUCGAGCCAAAGCGAGAAGCUCCCGAGCGACCCAAGGCGCCCCUCAUCAACACGGACAUAGCGAUCAAGAAGAUAUCCCAGCGUAAGUCGCACAGUAUCUUCACGCCCAUCGAGGAAAACCGGUCAAUCCUGUCACAGCAUUUGGCGUCUUUUGCUUCCGAACCUCAGUCUCAAGCAAACGCAAACCGGUCUCAAUCGGCUGAUAAUGGACCCGCCAUACGCAACGGGGAAUCGUCGUCCUCGCCGCACCUGCAACAACGUUCCAAUUUACGCAAUACGUCGAUAUCCUCUCUCCCCGAUACCCCUAAUACUAGCAGCCUAAAGAUCAACACAGCUGUGGGAGGCGCACGACCGAAACCACCUCGGCUUACCGUCCAAAUUCCGGAUGGAGCAUCCGAAGCUGGUGGCAGUGCAACAGGCGACUCGAACUCACCUCGGAAUCCAGCAGAUGCCGUCUCCCACGCACAGCAUCGGCACGGUACCGUGGUCCUCCCGCCCCCUUCUCCAUCUGCAACCGCGUUGCACUCGGCCGGGGCUACUACAGGCCCGCCCAAUCCUUUUGCUCGACCAGUCCCGCAGCAGAAUAUCAAUGGCGACACACCCGUUUCUGCUCUCCCGUCUCGCUUCCUAAACAAUGAGCUGCUGCCAAGUCCCAGCAGCUUCUACCCAGAAUGGAAUUUUAGAGGAAGUGAUAACAACACGCUGCCCAGCCCUCUAAACUUUGCCACGCCUGUAGUAGGCUCGGGGCCGAGUUUCCUACGGGACGAUGCCCACAUGCAAGGCGGCAGUGGCGGGAACGCUGAGGCAGGUAACGGCAACCUUGGCGGCUCGACACAGCCGUCGGGGUUGGCAAAACGAAAGAGUCCGGAGCUUGAAGCGACUGGUCCUGAUGAGAACCACGACAUGGCUAGCGACCCCAAACGCUUGAAAGUGGACCGAUAGGAUGUAUAAGAUACUUGUUGGGUAAUUUUGAUUCUCUUCAUAUUCUUCCAGAUACCCCUUUGUCCUGUAUCAACUUAGAUUCUUUCCUUGUCUUUCUCUUUGACUUUGUUUCUCAUUUUAUACCUUUCUUUUUCUAUGUAUAUUUAUUAUGUGGGUUAUUUCUCCGUCUUUUUUCUUCGUGGAAGAGAUUUUGUCUACAAAUCCCCCCUGCAUCUUUCGUUUGACAUUGGAGGUUCUGUUUGUUGUGUUGGCAUUAUUUUUCGGGAGAUCCAUGUUGGUGUUGUUGAAAGGGGGGGAGUAUUUGUGUUAUUGAUACCGUUUUCAAGCUUUUGCUAUGCAUUUUGGAUAUUGAAUGGGAGAUUGAUCACCUAAUGUGGAAAACGUAAUUCCCAGUCACAAUUGGAGGAAGUCUUUUUUAUAUCAAGCAAAUCAGAUGAAGGCUAGUUUUGGAACCUAGGAGAAGUGGAAGGAAGGGUAUUGAGUAUUUGGGGAGGGCGUUUUGGCUAGAAAAUGUAGUUUGGCUACACAGAAAUGGACGAUACGAGACACUGCUUAGUUUUUGGUGAAUAAUAUUCCAUUCUG